AUGUGUACGCAUGUGCUUCCACACCAUACCCUGACCAUUCGGGGACAACUCCUCUGCAAGAGAGACAUAGAUGCCAUCCAUGAUGAGUCGUACCAAGAGGAACAGUGCGAGGGGCAGCGGCAGAAGAAGAAAUUGAAUCUCCAAAGAACGAAAGGAACUACAAUUGGAACCGUGCUGUGGAACUUGGAGCGUGUGGAUCGGGUGGAGAUUGGGGAGGGGGUUUCAAGGGUUAUAUACCGAAAUAUCACAUGGUCAUACAGGCCCUGGGUUAACUAG
Messenger RNA from Paracoccidioides lutzii Pb01, 276 nucleotides. RefSeq lists its product as hypothetical. The transcript has a single exon. The record is from RefSeq and is a predicted model, not a curated record. Bases 1 to 276 code for a protein of 91 amino acids.